Messenger RNA from Apaloderma vittatum (bar-tailed trogon), 4222 nucleotides. RefSeq names its product synaptojanin 1 (gene SYNJ1). The annotation marks the transcript as partial. Lineage: Eukaryota; Metazoa; Chordata; Aves; Trogoniformes; Trogonidae. The record is from RefSeq and is a predicted model, not a curated record. Gene Ontology annotation, cellular component: presynapse; perinuclear region of cytoplasm. Gene Ontology annotation, molecular function: RNA binding; phosphatidylinositol-4,5-bisphosphate 5-phosphatase activity. Gene Ontology annotation, biological process: phosphatidylinositol dephosphorylation; synaptic vesicle endocytosis; brain development. The transcript has 26 exons.
GAACCAGUCACUACAUUUACAUCUGAAGCACUAUGGUGUGAACUGCGAUGACUGGUUAUUACGUCUCAUGUGUGGAGGAGUGGAGAUAAGGACAAUUUAUGCGGCUCACAAGCAAGCAAAGGCUUGUCUCAUUUCACGGCUAAGCUGUGAACGGGCUGGCACCAGAUUUAAUGUCAGGGGAACAAACGAUGAUGGCCAUGUGGCUAAUUUUGUGGAAACAGAGCAGGUGAUAUUUUUAGAUGAUUCUGUGUCAUCUUUCAUACAGAUUCGAGGAUCUGUUCCAUUAUUUUGGGAACAGCCAGGCCUGCAGGUGGGAUCCCAUCGUGUCAGAAUGUCAAGGGGUUUUGAGGCAAACGCACCAGCUUUUGACAGGCACUUCCAAACUCUUAAAAAUUUAUAUGGCAAACAAAUUAUUGUAAAUUUACUUGGGGCAAAAGAAGGGGAGCACAUGCUCAGCAAAGCUUUUCAGAGCCACUUGAAAGCAUCUGAACAUUCUGCUGAUAUCAAAAUGGUGAACUUUGACUAUCAUCAAAUGGUUAAAGGUGGAAAGGCAGAAAAACUGCACAGUGUGCUUAAACCUCAAGUCCAGAAAUUCUUAGAAUGUGGAUUUUUUUAUUUUGAUGGAAAGGAAGUUAAAAGAUCUCAAAGCGGGACUGUCAGAACAAACUGCUUGGACUGUCUGGAUAGAACAAACAGUGUGCAGGCUUUCUUUGGCUUAGAGAUGCUCACAAAACAACUGGAGGUAUUAGGAUUAGCUGAGAAGCCGCAGUUGGUUACUCGCUUUCAGGAAGUUUUCCGAUCCAUGUGGUCUGUGAAUGGUGAUUCUGUCAGUAAAAUUUAUGCUGGGACUGGAGCCCUUGAAGGAAAAGCUAAGGCUGGAAAGCUGAAGGAUGGUGCUCGUUCUGUGACUAGAACGAUUCAAAAUAACUUUUUUGAUAGCUCCAAGCAGGAGGCCAUUGAUGUUUUGUUAUUGGGAAAUACCCUAAAUAGUGAUUUAGCAGAUAAAGCACGGGCUCUCUUAACCACCAGCAGUUUACGCGCAUCUGUGAAAGUACUAAAGAGUAUGUGUGAAAACUUCUAUAAGUAUGCAAAACCGAAAAAAAUCAGAGUCUGCGUCGGGACGUGGAACGUGAAUGGAGGGAAGCAAUUUCGAAGUAUUGCCUUUAGAAAUCAGACUCUAACUGACUGGCUUCUAGAUGCACCAAAGUUAGCUGGCAUUCAUGAGUUCCAAGACCGCAAAAGCAAGCCUGUAGACAUAUUUGCCAUUGGAUUUGAAGAAAUGGUGGAGUUAAAUGCAGGAAACAUUGUGAAUGCCAGCACAACCAAUCAGAAGCUCUGGGCUGCUGAACUGCAGAAGACUAUAUCAAGAGAUUACAAGUAUGUGCUGCUGGCUUCUGAGCAGUUGGUGGGCGUCUGCCUUUUUGUGUUCAUCAGGCCCCAGCAUGCUCCUUUUAUCAGGGAUGUUGCUGUUGAUACCGUAAAGACUGGCAUGGGAGGAGCCACUGGCAAUAAAGGUGCAGUAGCAAUUCGGAUGUUGUUUCAUACAUCCAGUCUUUGCUUUGUCUGCAGUCAUUUUGCUGCAGGGCAAUCGCAAGUUAAAGAGAGAAACGAAGACUUCGUAGAAAUAGCUCGCAAGCUCAGUUUUCCAAUGGGAAGAAUGCUCUUUUCCCAUGACUAUAUCUUUUGGUGUGGUGACUUUAAUUAUCGAAUAGAUAUUCCAAAUGAGGAGGUCAAGGAGCUAAUACGACAGCAGAACUGGGAUCCUCUUAUAGCAGGAGACCAACUUAUCAAUCAGAAAAAUUCUGGACAGAUUUUUAGAGGAUUUUUGGAAGGGAAGAUAAAUUUUGCUCCUACGUACAAAUAUGAUCUGUUUUCUGAUGACUAUGACACCAGUGAAAAAUGUCGCACACCGGCAUGGACAGAUCGUAUUCUUUGGAGAAGAAGAAAAUGGCCUUUUGACCGAUCAGCUGAAGACCUGGAUCUUCUGAAUGCAAGUUUUCACACUGACAGUAAUGUCCCUUAUACGUGGAAUCCGGGUACUUUGUUGCACUACGGACGAGCAGAACUGAAAACAUCUGAUCACAGGCCUGUGGUUGCAUUGAUUGACAUCGACAUCUUUGAAAUUGAAGCGGAAGAGAGACAAAAAGUUUAUAAGGAGGUGAUCGCAACGCAAGGACCACCUGAUGGUACUGUAAUGGUCUCCAUCAGAAGUUCUUCGGCAGAAGAAAACUAUUUCGAUGAUAACUUGAUUGAUGAUCUUCUUCAAAAAUUUGCAAGCUAUGGUGAAGUUAUACUUAUAAGGUUUGUGGAAGACAAGAUGUGGGUAACAUUUUUGGAAGGAAGCUCUGCUUUGAAUGCUAUGAAUUUGAAUGGUACUGAGCUACUAGGAAAGAUUAUAAACAUAAGCUUGAAAAAUCCAGAUUGGAUUAGAACUCUGGAAGAUGAAAUGAAUCUAGAGAAGAUUAAUAUUGGGCUGCCUUCAUCAACAAGCUCCACUUUGCUUUGUGAAGAUGCUGAGGUUACUGCAGACUAUGACAUGGAAGGAGACAUUGAUGACUAUAGUGCUGAAGUAGAAGAGAUCCUUCCUCAGCAUCUACAGCCAACUUCAAGCUCUGGUCUUGGAACCUCCCCAAGCUCUUCCCCGCGUUCCAGUCCCUGCCAAUCCCCUACACUAUCGGAUGGACCGAUGCUUCCAGUGAGACCGAGCCGAGCACCCACAAAAACUCCUGGACCACCUGUUCCCACGCACACUGAAAUUCAGCUUGGUACCCAGCAGAAAGAGUCUCCUCAGAGCUUGGAACCGAAGCGUCCUCCACCACCUCGCCCCGUUGCUCCUCCUGCACGCCCCGCUCCACCACAGAGGCCGCCUCCACCGUCAGGUCUUGGAGCUCCUCCCAGUCCUGGGGUAGCUAGGAGAGAAGUAGAAGCGCAAAAAAGUCCUGGAACACAAAGAAAAGAUAACCUAGUUCGUAAUCAACCUCCACCUUCAGCUGGAAUUUCAAGUGGAGGAACUGCUGGAUAUAGUACAACCAGACCGACUGUCCCACCUCGAGCUGGAGUUAUUAGUGCACCACAAAGCCAUGUCCGUCCCUCUGGUGCAAGACCAGCACCUGAAACUCAGACCAAGCCAGCUGAACCACCAAGGGGCUCGCCAUUGCUUCCCGAACCACUAAAGCCUCAGGCUGCUGGACCUGCUCAGGCCACCACUCAGCCAAUGCCUGUGCUAAGGAUGCAGGAGCCUCUCAUACCUGUGGCAUCGCAUCCGUCUCAGACGAGUGCCCCACAAAGUCUGGAACCCCCACAACCACCUCCUCGUAGCCGAUCAUCUCACAGUUUGCCUUCUGAAUCUGCUUCUUCACAGCAGCAAAUUAAAACAAAUGGAACGUGCGGCACUAAACUUGAAACACAGUUAAACAGUGAUCCUUUCGAAGAUUUGUCAUUUAAGCUGCUUGUGUCAAAGAUGCAGACGUCUGUUCGAACAUCACCUGUUCCGACUUCAAACCAAAAGGAGUUGAUACAGUUGCCUUCAGCAACACCAAGAAAUGCUGAUAUUCUGAAUACUGUAAAUUGCAUGCCACCAAUGCCUCCUAUUCCGACCUUUAGCGCAUCCCAGGAACAUAAGCGCAGCUCUCCAAAUCCAUUUAUUACUGGACUGAACUGCACAAAUCCAUUCACUGAAAGAACUCCUAAUGCUGGAAACCCAUUUAGAACGGAAACACAAAAGGCAGAAGUAACUUCACAUUUACUAGAAGGACAUGCUGCUUGCAAUCCUUUCCCUUCUCUAAAUCCCCCCAGCUGUAAUACAAGCACACCUGUAUUUUCCACCGAUGCACAGGAAAACACUUUUUGCUUGCGAAGUAAAUCUCUUGUGGUAAAAAAUGUACAGCCAAAAGGAUGGGUAACAUUUGAUGAUGAUGAUGAGAAUUUCAACGUAAAGCUAAAGCCAUCUAAAAGUGUUCCAGAUUUUAAGCAAACCAGUUCCAGGAAGUCAGCUGGAUCUCCAGAUUUGCUGGGCACCAAACAAAAUACUUUUCUUGGUUCAGACUUUAACUUUGAUAAUGACUGGAGUAAAAGUUCUACUAAUUGCUUCUAUACAAUGCCAGCAAGAAGACCACCUGCACCUCCUAUACCAUCAAGAAUAACCAGCAACAGAUCCCCCGCUGAUCCUUUCACACCUUUGGCACCUAAGGUGUUACCAACACAAGAUUUUACAGAAAGAUAG